This is a messenger RNA of Paramacrobiotus metropolitanus, 3578 nucleotides long. RefSeq lists its product as uncharacterized. The transcript is spliced from 13 exons. The record is from RefSeq and is a predicted model, not a curated record. Lineage: Eukaryota; Metazoa; Tardigrada; Eutardigrada; Parachela; Macrobiotidae. Bases 73 to 3327 code for a protein of 1084 amino acids.
CAUGUUGUGGUGACCUUACUUAUAUACAACGCAAAACAAUUCUUGAAGUGGCAUGGGUCCUUCUGUACAGACAUGGUUGCGAUCCUGUAUUUCGUGUUUAGGAUUAGUAAACUGCAUCCUUGCACAACUCAUUGGUGUUUUACCCCAUGGGAUCAAUGGUCUCCAUGUGACGCAACAUGCGGUCCAGGAAUCCGCCAACGUUAUCGUGCAUGUUACCCUUUGCACGCUGUAUGCAAUGGGACAGUCACAGAAACCGAAAAAUGUCAACUGAAAACCUGCCCCAAUGUGGGAAUUUGGAGCGUAUGGAGCGAAUGGGCUCCGUGCACUCGGCGUUGCGGAAUUGGAACCAUGAGUCGCACUCGCUCUUGCUUGUCAACUCAAGGAGUUUGCAGUGGCGGCAAUAAGGAAGUGAAACUCUGUAAUACACACGCUUGUAAAGCUACUGGCGGCUGGAGCGCUUGGGGUGAAUGGAGUUCGUGUUCGUCAAACUGCGGUCCAGGAGUACGAUAUCAGGACCGGACAUGUGAGGAUCCACCGCCUUCCAACGGUGGUCCGGCUUGUCAUGGUGCCGGAACACGAGUGGCACACUGUUUUGAAAAGCCCUGUUUAGAUGAGACAACAUCGGUUGGCGUUUUUAAUGGAAACUCCUUUCUGCUUUAUCCGAAAACGAUGGUGCUGAAACGCAUGCUGACCAUGUAUGUGAAAUUCCGUCCAGACCAGCAGGAUGGAGUCAUCAUCUACCGACAUCAUGGGAACGAUACGUCUAGAACACGCAACGACACCAUUAUUCUGCGACUGGAGAGCGGAAUGGUGGAUUUGUUUAUUCAGUUCGGAGGGAUCUCCCAGUGGUUGACCGUUCCAUUUCCGCUCACAAUGAAACAAUGGCAUGAUGUGUUCGUCACCUUUGCUGGCGCCAAGGUUGCCAUGCGUGUAGACAACGGACACCCGAUCGACUACUCAUUUCCCAAUCUGGAAGUGGAGAACGUUGAUCUUGAUCAGCACAUGUUUGUCGGAGGACUCAGUCCGCCAUUUGUUCUGAAGACGAAGAUCUCCUAUCCAGGUUUCAUCGGCCAUGUGGCAACAGUUCGAAUUAAUUAUGAAGACUACUUUAUUGAGCCUCAUACAGGCCUUGCUGUCAGUGAGGAAUCCAAUCGCCCAAGUUUCUCUCAUGACGUAGAGUUGACCGAGAUGGAUUCCGAUCAGUUGUAUCCAAUUUUCAACGGUGACGACUAUAUUACGUUUCUGUGCAAAGACUGCCAUGGUAAACCGAACUUGGAAGUGGAGAUUGUGAUUAAGCCUUUCCAGACGGACAAUGGACUGAUUUGGAUCAGUUACGGAGAGGAGCCUGGUUCAUUUGUCGCGCUGUAUUUCAGGAAAGGUUCGAUCUUUCUGUGUAUGAAUAUGGGGCUCAAGAAAAGAUGCACGUCGACCGAAGUCGUACCGAAAAACGAAUGGCUCGCCAUUAGUUUUGCCCUUUCCGGUAUCCAGAUAAAACUCAGACUGAAUCAUGAGCGAGCCCAAAUAUUGGUGGCGGAUGGUCAUCAGUUUGUUGCACGAUCAUUUUUACAUUUUGCUGGGGGAGAACAGGAGUUGUGGUCAACAAUUUACAUGAUGACUCGUCAAACACGAGGUUUCGAAGGCAUUCUUUUUAGCUUGAAGAUCAACAAAAAGGUCUACGAUGUCAGGAAUAAUGUUGGGAUGCGAGAAACUGGGCGCUUGGUUAGUUCUGAAACUACAAGUGUGGCAGCCAGGUACGACGAAUACCAUGAACCGCCUGUGACCGAUUUGGAAUUCAUUUGUGACCUUUCCGAUUACGUGGAUCUUCUGGAUGGCCAGCAAGCGUAUUUGUUCUGGCUGAAAGAGUCAGAGAUUAUUCAGAAUUUUACCGGGAUCGAGAUUCAAAAGGUGCCUGGGAUGAAACAUUCUUCAAAAAUGUCCGUCCGCAGCAUAGAAGCCAAUACGAAGGACGGAUUUUAUGGAUGUUUACUUCGCACUGAUCAUCAUGAAAUAUUGACUCAUGUCUUUGGUGUCAGUUUUGAUGACGCAAAUGAAACUGAUAUCGUGGAGGUUGCGGAGACUGCAGUUCUAGCCAUUGUUCUAGGACUCUGCUUAUUUGUUAUAAUAGCUCUCCUUGUUCUGCUGAAAUUAGGAUGUUUGAGAAGAUUUCCAUCUUACAACGCCAUUAUUCGGCAUUUACCUAGCUGGUUCACCGAAGGUCACCGAAAAGACUUUCUUCGCCGCCAUUCAACCAGCCUGAAGAAAAGCGGAAUAUACAACCCGGAGGAAAUUCACAGGGUUUUAACUAUGCAACAGAAGUCCAUUCAAGCGUCUUCCGAGUUUCCGCGCGGGUUUGGACGUCAGAGCGUUAAUCCACCUUCAACGAUGGCUGAUGCUCCGCGGGGAAGUCGAACCUCUCGACCUAGCUUGCAGCAAUCCGUUAACGAGUUUAUACCGCCCCCGGUAACGGACGCACUGGCGGAGAAUACGCCAUUACAAGCGGAAGACAAUAACCUGCUGGCGUAUGAUCCUGAUUCCGACUACGAAACGCCGAUUGCCAGACAGCAGUCAGAAGGAACAUUUUUUCCGCCUCCGGUAACUGAACCGUACAGGCGCAGCACGAGGAUAUCGAUGCGAGUGCCAGACCAUGUGCGCAAAAAUCCGGAUGCGUUUUUGCCUGUAGGGUCACGAAGCGGCAAUCGCAAUUCAUGGCAGCGAUCAAGCAAAAAAUUAUCCAUAAUACCGGAUACUGGCGAAUCGGAGUUGACUCAGUCGACCGAGCCUACCAGUGUUACUCCAUCACUUGUGGUCAGCCAAAACGAGGAAAGCGGAACAGGCUCAGAGACCACGCGUACCAUUGACAGCGCAUCUUCCAAAAAAGAUUCCUUACCUCCCACUAAACGCUCUGCCCAGCAUCACCCGCCCAGAAACGAGGGUCCUAAUCAGCUUCUCGGGGAAAUACCGCCCGGGCCGGCUACAGCAGACCAACCGCAACCCUUCCAGUACACUAAUCCACAGUGGCCGUACACUGCAGCUAAUAACAAUAUUGGUGCUAACCAUCUGGUCCAACCUCAACCUGGAUAUGCACCAGGCGGGACUGGCGGAUACACACACAACGUGAACGUUCCAGUUGGUCAGAUGCCCUAUGCCGGUCAGACACACUUUCCACCCCCGGCACUGCAAAAUCCAGUUUCGGCUCCCUACGCUCCUCAAUGGAGAGCCCAGGAGCCGGCAUUCAUGGGUUAUCCAAUGCAGCCGCAGUCAUCUGCUUAUCCUCAAACUCCUGGGUAUCCAAAUCAGCAGCCAACGCGGCCAUUUUUUUACCAGUGAGAUUAUGAUUUUCUGACACAAGCAGGGAGCAAGUUCCAAACUACACGUGAAAAGAUAUUCUUGUGUCACUAGUUCAUCCUUAAAUUAUGUACUGCCGCUGUUAUUCCUCUGAUUCCGCGCAAAAUUAAUUCUAUUCAAAAUGCGCAAGUUAACGCUAAAAUUUCAUGUUUUAAUUUUGUAUACUUGUACUUACUUAUAGUGAAAUUCACAACUGCAUAAUAAUUAAUUUUGAUCUCUUAUUUGCCGCAACG